AUGAAGAAAUUCCAAGCCCUCUGCCUGUUGUACAUCACAUUCGGUGGUGCAUUCUAUGGCUACGACUUCGGCAUCAUAUCGUGUGUCCUAGGCUACUCUGAAUUCAUCACCUACUAUAAUUUCACUCCUACGACCAUUGGUGCAUUCAACUCUGCCUAUUAUGCAGCUUGUGCUGCUGGUACAUUGGUGAACGUCUGGCUGCCCAAUAAAUAUGGCCGGCUGUGGACGAUCCGCAUUGGCUGUCUGAUCUCCUUCGUUGGCAUCAUCCUGCAGACUGCAGCCGUUAAUUUCCCCAUGCUCCUGGUUGGACGUAUCAUAGGCGGAAUUGCAACGGGCAUCAUCUUCGCUAUUUGCCCUGUCUAUGCCAGCGAGAUAUCUCCACCAGAUAUGCGUGGGAGAGUCGGUGCUUUAUUCGCGCUGAACAUUUCCCUCGCAAACUGUCUAACAGUCUGGAUUGGAUUGGGUCUCUAUUUUAUUCCCGGAAAUACUGCCUUCCGAGUUCUCUUCGGCUUUCAGCUUCUGCCGGGCAUUUGCAUGCUGGCAGGCUCACCCUGGAUGCCGGAAUCACCAAGAUGGUUGGCCUUGAUGGAUCGCUAUGUGGAGGCGCUUGAUGUGCUUAAGAAAAUUCAUGGAGACGAUCCAAAUGUCUCCGAUUCAUUCUAUGCUCGCGAAUUCCACCAGAUUCGAGCGCAGAUUGAACUCGAGAAAAGUGAGCGAAUUGGGGUUUCCGCUAUCUUCAAGAAGGCGUCCUAUCGCAGGCGUGUCCUUCUCAUCAUGGGAUUCUACUUCUUUCAACAGGCUACGGGGAUACUUCCUCAAGCGGUCUAUCAAGUCCAGAUUUACCAGUUGCUUCAGACAACUGCUGUCAUGUCUCUUGUCCUAGUUGGCGUCUGGGGCACCGUUUCAACAUUCGCGGUGCUCAGUAUAGGGUUUUGGUUCGACCGCAUGGGUCGCAGGAAUGCCCUGUUCCUGUCCUAUGCCAUAAUGAUACCAGCAUCAGUCAUCAUUAUCGCUCUCUGGGCAGCAUUUGAAAGCGGUAGCAACACCAACCUGGGACUUGCAAAGGGCAUCAAUGUCGGUAUUUACCUUACGGUCUUUGGCUAUGCAGCGGUGCUCAAUACUUUCGGGACUACGUAUGCAUCGGAGAUCAUGCCAACCAAGAUCCGUCCGGUGGGUGUGGCGUGCGGAUACGUGGUAUUCAAUGUCAUGGGUGUUCUAAUGACACAAACAGCUCCACUAGCCAUUGCCGCAAUCACCUGGCGAUAUUUUAUCAUAUGGCUUGUGUUCGACUGCUUGUACGUAGUCAUCGUCUACUAUUGGUACCCUGAGACGAAGAACAAAACGCUCGAAGAUCUCGCGGGCGUUUUCGGUGACAAGGUCGCUGAAUCUUGGGAGGAGACUAAGCAAUAUGUCGAUGAUGCUGGCGGAGUUGACGCCUUGGUUGCGGAUGAGAAGAGCAGCAACGAUAUCGAAGCGACUAUCAAGAUCCCAGGGCACAUUGAAAGUUCGACCAGCAUCGAACGCUGA
This is a messenger RNA of Exophiala aquamarina CBS 119918, 1527 nucleotides long. RefSeq lists its product as uncharacterized. Lineage: Eukaryota; Fungi; Ascomycota; Eurotiomycetes; Chaetothyriales; Herpotrichiellaceae. Gene Ontology annotation, molecular function: carbohydrate:proton symporter activity. Gene Ontology annotation, biological process: carbohydrate transport; transmembrane transport. Bases 1 to 1527 code for a protein of 508 amino acids. The transcript has 6 exons. The record is from RefSeq and is a predicted model, not a curated record. Gene Ontology annotation, cellular component: membrane.